AUUUUAACAUCAUCAGAAUUUAAAAUUUGUUUUUACGUCCAUAAGUGUUCUGAACCCUCGAUUGGGGCGGAACGUUUGUAGAAAUAGGAAGUGUCAGUGGGACACAGAAAAGAAUAGCACCGGGUGAAUACAUGUGAGGUGAGGCAGGCUGAUUAGAGGCUGCUAGAAUGAUGCGGCGGCUGUACAUUGGAGGGUUGAGCCACUCGGUCACCCAGAAGGACCUGAAGGAUCGAUUUGGGAAGUUUGGGGAGGUGGUGGAUGUGGAGUUGCGGACCAGGAGUGAUGAUGAGGGUGUACCUUAUAAAACGUUUGGCUACAUCAACAUAAACAUCUCAGAUGCCAACCUGCAGAAAUGUUUGACAGUUCUUAACAAAUCCAAGUGGAAGGGAGGAACUCUACAGAUCGAAGCAGCUAAAGAGAGCUUCCUGCACAGGUUAGCACAGGAGCAGCAGGAGGCAGCAGAGCGGCGUCUUCGUCAAUCUGCUGCUGAAGAAAAGACGCAGAAGCUCCUGAACUCUCUGAGUAAAGUUGGAGUGGAAAACUUCACCAUGAAGUCAGCAGUACCAGGAUCUGAAGUUCCAGGUCAUAAGGACUGGGUGGUCACUAAAUUUGGUCGAGUGCUUCCCAUCCUUCAGCUCGGAUGUCAGAAAGGUAGAAAAGCUCAAACUCUGAAGUACGACCCAUCAAAAUAUAGCCACAACAUUCGCAGGCUAGACCGGAGUGCCCCAGAGGCGUCCACACCUAUCUCCCAGCUCACCUGGCAGGUACAGGGAGGGGAUGAUGACAUCAGUAAGAAGAGGCGGGGUGAGUUUCCCCCCUAUGAGCCAUCAAGGCCCAAGAAGAAUCGGACAGGUGUGGUCUGUUUGGACAGAACCAGAUGUGAGCAGCUUGUUGACUCCGACUGUCGGCUCACCAGUGGUUCAGAACCACCAACCAAUCACAGACCAGCUCGGAUGUUGAGGACACAUUUUCCUGACAGCGAGGUCAAAUCAGACCAGGAAAUCUGUGGUCAAGUGGCAGAUGAGCAGACCUCCCAUGAUGCCCUGCAGCAGGAAGUGGAGGACAGUGACCUGGAGGUGGUUGGAGCAGACUACAUUGUAACAUCCAAACUCAGAGGUGGAAAGGAUGACUAUGAUUCCACCGACACAGAUGAACUCUUUGCUUCCAGUAAGAACGUAACAGCUGAUUGUUGCUCAGAAAUGAAGAGUGAACCUGUGAAGGAGAGACACAGACCCCCCACCACUAGGAAGCCCUCAUCCUCUCAGGAGAAACCAGCUGGAGUGCUUCCAGUGAUAAAGCUCUCCUCCUCGGAGACAGACAGCGACAAGGAAGAGGAAUCUUCAGACUCAUCUUCAGAUUUGGAUUAUGAAGCCAUGUUCUUCGCCCCCCAUCUGGAGCUCUCCCUGGCUGAUCUACAGAAGCUUGCUGAGACUACACUUCCCAGCACCUCCUGCUCCAGCCCAGAACACAAAAUUGAACCAACCAGAAAAGGUAUCACACCCGAGGAGAUCCUGGCCUCCAUCCUGGAGGAGGACAGUGAGGAUGAACAACGGAAGAAAAAGAAAAAAACCAGAAAAGGCAGGGCUUCAAUGCUGCUUCCGGCGUUUCAGGGAACAAAAAGGUUGAAGGAGACAUCAGGAGGAGACGCUGACGUAAGAAAACACAAACUAAACCUCCAAGAUUCAGAAAUGGAGACACCAGAGUCCAGAGAAGGAGAAGAGGAGGGAAAGGAGGUAAAGAACAACUCUUCUCCCUCUGGGAGCAAGGAGGAGCAGGAGGAGGCUACGGCCAGUGUGCUGUUGGGAGCUGAGGAGGACGAGGAGCUGCAGCGGAAAGCCAACAUCAGGAGGCUGGCUGCUCUUCAUCAGAGACAGAGAGAGGCUGAGGAGCAGAAGAGGCUGAUCCAGGGAGCUCUGUCCAACGUGGACGCUCCAGCUCUUAGGGCGGGGAGACAUGUCGUCUUCACUUCAGAGGAGGAAGAAGAAGAAAAUGAGGCAUUCUCAGCUGUCCGUCAGAAGACCACAGAGACAGAGGUGCAUCGGAAGCCUUCAGGUACUCAGCUCUUUCCACAGAGUGAAGAUGGUGAUGAUGAGGAGGACAGCGGCAGGUUUGACCUCAGGCCCGAGUUUGAAGGUCAAGCAGGACAGAAGCUGAUGGCGUUGCAAUCGCGCUUUGGGAUAGAUGAACGUUUCAGAAUGGACUCCCGCUUUUUGGAAGGUGGUGAGGAGGAUGAGGAGGAGAAAGAAGCAAAUAGGAGCCCAGCAGAAGGGGAGGAGGAGGAUCUGGAGGGGGAGAGGGAGAAGAACCUAUCCAUUCUGCAGAGCGUUCUUCAAAACGUGCAACAAACCAGCAGGAAAUUGGCCAGCAAGACCACAAAGUUCAGAGACUUGUCCAGGCUGCAUUACGACCCCAGCAGAGAGGAACACGCUGCAUUUGAGACCAAAAUGGAUGGAACCAAGAUAGAGAGCAAAGCAGCCCGGAGGAAGAAAUUGGAGGAGGCUCAGAAACUUCCUGAGGUUUCUAAUGAGAUUUACUUUGACGUGUCUGAGGACAUGAAGGCCAUGUUUGGUCAGAUGAAGGAUGAGGUUGGUGAUGGGGACAAAACAAGCUGGGAUCAAGUAAAAGACCUGGGGAAAAGGCAGGAAGACCCGCCGCUAUCAUCGCUCCUCUUAGCUGAUCCAAGCAACGCCACAGAAGAACCCGCUGGUUUUAAAUUUUCCUUCUUUAGAGAUGAAGCAGGAACAAUGACGGGAGAGAUGGCAGAGUACAAAGCAGAGAAGAUCCAGGGUCCAAAGGUCUCCUGGCACCAAAAUCCACACUUCCAUGACAGCAGCUCUGAGGAGGAGGAGCAGGAGGAGGAGGAGGAGGAGGAGGAGGAGCAAAGUGGCAUCACUGCUAAAACUGAGGAAGAGGAAGCUCCCCAUGAGCCUACUUUAUUCUUCUUCUAUCCUGAUGACUGCAGACUGAAAGAAGGGCCCAGGGUGUUCUGUCGGACCUCCCAGCUGGAAGAGCAAAGGGAGCAGUGGGAGGAGAGGCGGAGCGAGCUCAGACAGGAAUACCGCAAGAAGCACAAAGAUGCCCGCAAGAAGCUCAAAACCAGCCAGAGAACAGGGGAUUAUGGAAAAUGACAUUUUACACUCAUCAAGUGAGAGACUGGUCAUCAGAACUCUGGAGCUGACAGAUAAUUUCCUCUUUGCAGGAAACAUAGGUUGGAGAUUAGUCCUGUCAAUCACAUUGCUUUUUGUUUUUAUUUGAUAAACCUCAUGAGCUGUUAAAGGUCCUGUCUGUAUUUUUUUCUGACUGUUUUAUCUGAUUUGAAGGACCUCCAGCAACACCAAAUAACCAUUCUCACAAUAACAAAUAAAUGAAAAAAUGUGCAAUCAUG
This is a messenger RNA of Nothobranchius furzeri (turquoise killifish), 3385 nucleotides long. It is a transcript of the gene nol8, whose product is annotated as nucleolar protein 8. Lineage: Eukaryota; Metazoa; Chordata; Actinopteri; Cyprinodontiformes; Nothobranchiidae. Gene Ontology annotation, biological process: positive regulation of mRNA splicing, via spliceosome. Gene Ontology annotation, cellular component: U2 snRNP; nucleolus; U12-type spliceosomal complex. Gene Ontology annotation, molecular function: RNA binding. The record is from RefSeq and is a predicted model, not a curated record.